UCUUCUACUCUCUUUCUCAGUCUCUGAGACUCCCAGUUCACAGCCCAUCGUCAUUUCUCUCUGCCUCGUCUUCCUCUCUUUAUGUUAAACACAAAUAAAUGACACCAAAUAGCAAAACUUAAAAUAUUUAUUUAACCCUCCAAUGUCGGCGAACGAGCAAGCCCUAUCGCUCCUCGGGCAGCUCGCUUUCUCCUUUGACGGUGCCGUUUUGGGAGUGGCCUUGGCUUACGUGGCCGUGCGUUCCGUGCUCAAGUACACCUCUACCUCAUCAGCUCUCCGCAAGCUCCGCAAAGCCCCUUCCGUCAGUGUCUCUGAUCUUCGCACGGUCCUCAACGCCCCUGAAACUUCUAACGAAUCUCAAUCCUCUGAUGGGAAGCUACUCAUCGUCCGUGGAACCGUCGAAGCCAAAUCGGCCAUCGAAUUGAACUGGAAAUGCCUCAAACCUAACGUCUUGGUCUCUCAAGAAUCCGGCGACAGAGCCGUUCUCAUUGAGAGAACCCAAACGUGUAUAUACAAUGAAUGGAAGGGUUUUCUUGGAUUUACUUCUGAUCUGCGCGCCUUACUUGCAAAGUCCAGAAGAAGACGUGAAGCCACCUCAUUAAGAACGGUUCCUUUUAUUCUCGUUGAAGGUGGUCAGUGGCCUCAUAAUGAUGCACUUGUUGUGAACUUGGAUGGUUCACAACAUCCAUUGCCUCUUAUUACAGUUUAUCAUCGAUUGCAGCCUGUCAAUGCUUCUCCUUAUACAUUUCUGCAGGCACUUUUUGGUCAUGAAUACCCAGUUGGUCUACUUGAUGAAGAGAAAAUUCUACCACUGGGAAAGGAUAUCACUGCUGUUGGGGUUUGCAGGUUCAAGGAUGGGCUUCCCGAGAUUAAGUCAUGCGAUGAUCUUCCUUAUUUUCUAAUUGACAUGACCAAGGAUCAGAUGGUUCAAGGUCUUUCCUUCAAUUGUAAAUUUCUGUUGAUCGGUGGCUUUAUUCUUGGUUCACUCUCGCUUGGAAUCCUUGGAUAUGCCGCUGUCAGGAACUGGAAUAGAUGGAAAGAGUGGAAGCGACAAAGGCAAGCUCGGCAGCAGGAAAGUAGUGCUGCAAGCAAUGAUACCUCUGAAAUUCAUACGGAGGAGGAGACAGCAGAUGUUCCAGAUGGAGAGCUGUGUGUUAUCUGUUUGAUGAGGAGAAGGCGAUCUGCAUUUGUUCCAUGCGGGCAUCGAGUGUGCUGCCAGUUCUGUGCCAUAUCAAUUGUGCGAGAAGGAAGUCCAAGGUGUCCUGUUUGUCGUCAGGAAAUCCGAUUUAAACACAACAAAUUUUUCUGUCGGCAAAGGAUAUGGGAAAUAUCGUUUAGCAACACAUGAUUAUGAUGAGGAUUGGUUUUUUGUUUUAUAAGAAAUAGAGGUCCAGCCCAUUAUUCUCAAGGAAGAGGACGGCACCAGCAGCAGAGGAAUUUUUUGAUAUUUGGGAGCAGUGGUGAUUAAUACUAAGAGUUUGAUUGUCCUUUCCUCAUUUAUGUCCUAAUAUUUUUGUACUAACGUUGAGGAUGAAAACCUAUUUGCUUUAGGGAUUUUCUUUCUAUUAA
Molecule: messenger RNA, 1569 nt
Organism: Ziziphus jujuba (common jujube)
Lineage: Eukaryota; Viridiplantae; Streptophyta; Magnoliopsida; Rosales; Rhamnaceae
Product: E3 ubiquitin-protein ligase SPL2
Exons: 8
Coding region: 143-1348 (401 amino acids)
Biological process (GO): protein ubiquitination; organelle organization
Molecular function (GO): ubiquitin-protein transferase activity
Source: RefSeq, a predicted model, not a curated record